GUGCUAACAGCGGAUGUGAUAGUGGACGCCAUUUUGGCUCUUAAAACACAAAAUAUCUUACUCUGGAUUCGAUGUUUUCCAUAUUUUACUUUUUAUAUUUAAUUUAGAAUAAAAACUGGGUUUCACAAACUUAAUUUAAUGCAACUUCAGUCUUGUUUUAUUGUUAGUAAUUUGCCAAAAGGGGAAAAAACGUUCUGAAACCCCUACAACUAAACUCAGUUUUAGCGUUUCUUGCUUAGCUUUUCGUGUUUGUUUUGUUUUUAAACUCUUGCUAUGGGGGUCUGUUCUGCACCACACUGCUCCAACUCGUCCUACAUCGGAAAACAGCUGUUUCGGUUUCCCAAAGACCCUGAACGUAAGAAGAAGUGGGUGGUUAAUUGUCAACGUGACUUUGAACCAACUCCCCAUUCCAGACUGUGUCAGGAUCAUUUUGAGCAGAGCCAGUUUGAGGAAAUAGCCAAAUCCUCGGCCGGCCGCAAGAAACUGAAGCCCAAUGCCAUCCCCACUCUGUUCUGUGUGAAAAACCCUCCUUACCCCGCCAUCACUACUCCAUACAUCCGAUUGCUGCCACUGAGGAAUGAACCAGAAGAAAAGGAGAUUAUUUACAAAGACCAUGGCUAUGCCAGGCACACCCCCCUACCUGGCAUGGGGGAGGAGAAUGCGACGGCGGAGCAGGAUCCCUGCCUGGAGUGUGAGCUCCUGAAGAAACAGCUGGAUGAGGAAACGCAGCAGACAAUGCGACUAAAACAAGAGGUGAGAGCUAUGAAGAAGCGACUCUAUAGACUAAGUCGGAUUGAGAUGGGUCUCCAGAGCUUCCUCUAUGAGGAUCAGAUCAGGGCUCUGUCCCUCCCCAAGCGCUCCCGCCGAGCUGUCUGGUCCCCCGAGACAAUCCUGGAGGCCCGAAAUAUCCGCAGUAUUGUCGGAACUAAAGGCUAUGACUACCUGAGAGAGAUCGGAUACCCUCUACCCUCCUAUAGGACUCUGUGUAACCGCGUGGAGACUAAACUCAUGGUCACAACGGACAUGAACUGCGAGGAACUGAAUGAGCUGCACCUCGGGUUUAUGGCCUCAUGUGAAAGUCCUAUAGAAGGGGUUGGAGACCACGAGGAGGAAGAGCUCAUAGGGGUGUUGUCUUAAGCUGAAUGUGAACUACAGGGGGCAUUUAUAAAUCCCUUGAUUUUAAGAGAAACUGAAUUUUAUAAUCUGAAAUGUCUGUGUGUGAUGCCUUCGCUCAGGUGAAGUAUGACGCUCAAAAUCAAUGUUAGAGCCAUUUUAUCCUUUAGUGAUUCAAGCUAGAAAAACAGUUGAAGUUCACCAAGAAAUUUAAAAGAAAGUGGAUUUGUAAAUAUGAGAUUUGUGGACAGAAAAAUUGCAUAAAACCUUGUAGAAUUUGCUUGUUUCGUUUAAGCUGCUGUGUGUGUUCUACUCUGGUUCUAUUUGAACCACUUACACUGAAAUGUAUUUCUAUAUUCAAACUAAAGAACAGUUUAUAGAAUAAAAGUAAAUCUUCGGUAGUGUUAAGUUUAACCCAAUAAGAAAACCUUAACAUAAGUGAAAAUAUUGACUUUUUUCAUAGCUUUCUAAGAGUUUAAAUCUCCAGUUGCUCAUGAGGUUCGACUCCCAAAUAAUUGUCACUGUGACUGAAUAAAAAUAUUCAUUUUCAUGUGAAUGUAUAAAGGGUGUUUUUAAUAAACAAAAUGUUUUUUAAAAAUAUCUAUUUUGUUAAUUGUGAAAAUAAUCUUUUGAUGCCAAUACUGAGAUGAUGACACGUUGCAAAGGUGAGCCAUCAAUGAUUGGAUGUUUGUGCCUUUGGGGGCUUAUCUAUGUUGAACUCUGGUGCAACAACAACAUUGAAGAAGGUUGUUAUGUCUGUAACUGUUGACCUAUGCCUGCACAUAGAUAACUUGGCUAAAAAACAAUAUACCUUUCCGUCUGCUCAUUGGCUGCUUCUGAUCUGAUGUUAAUCCCGUAAAUCCUAAUCAAUACAAAAAACUGACAAAAAAAUCAAAUUAUUUUGGAAUCAAGAUGUAUUUUUGAGGAAAUAAAAAAAAUAACAUGUUACAACCUACAUUUUUUCAUGAUUGUAUCAGAACAAGUUCUUGUUUCCAGAACAUUUAUCAUCUCAAUUUUGAUCCACAAAUUUUUAACAUGGUCUAACUGUAUAAUAAAGAAUGAAUCAAGUAAUUUUGCAUUAUUUCAAUACAGCAAGUAGUCAUUUAAAAAAAGGAACAACAGUAACUGAGUUAUUCUUAAUAUAAAGUUUUGAAAAUUUGCUAAACUUUUUCCCGCCAAAAGUGUCACGGGAGCAGCCAUUUUGAAUUGAUCACGAAAAGGCCUUCUACUGCCCCAAGUGAGAGGAUGAUGAACUACAGGGUGGAAAACAUGGAACAAGUUUAUCCAAUGGGAUUUUAAGGAAAUUAAGGAUCAUUCUAAUGAGUUAGGAGUCUCAGCAAUGCACAAAUCAAAUAUAUGAAUCGUUAUACAGGGUUAGAAGCUGCUUUUAAUAUCGAGAAA
Messenger RNA from Oryzias melastigma (Indian medaka), 2514 nucleotides. RefSeq lists its product as uncharacterized. The coding region runs from base 274 to 1137 and encodes 287 amino acids. The transcript is spliced from 4 exons. NCBI's taxonomy places the organism in Eukaryota, Metazoa, Chordata, Actinopteri, Beloniformes, Adrianichthyidae. Gene Ontology annotation, molecular function: sequence-specific DNA binding. The record is from RefSeq and is a predicted model, not a curated record.